Molecule: messenger RNA, 1869 nt
Organism: Melanotaenia boesemani (Boeseman's rainbowfish)
Lineage: Eukaryota; Metazoa; Chordata; Actinopteri; Atheriniformes; Melanotaeniidae
Exons: 4
Coding region: 47-1663 (538 amino acids)
Source: RefSeq, a predicted model, not a curated record
AAUCAUCAGUUGGCUGCAGGUGGACUGUGUGGUUGAACUUAUUGUCAUGGCUCUUCUACUUGGGGUCUCUUGGCUUUGCUUGCUGUUAUGGGGAUGCAAUUGUUAUGUUUCUCAAAAAGGUUACAAUACUGCUCAUGGAAACAAGAACCCACAGACCUAUAAUCAGUUUAAUCGUAGAGAAUCUUUCAAGGAUAACUAUAUAGAUGAGAGAGAAGCUAUGAGACAAAAAGGCUUUGUUUCACUCCAGACAGAACCUCUAUUCUAUAAAAAGAGGCAUCGUGUCAGCCCAGUUGGGGAUCUCAGAAAAAAUAUGCCGCGAAGCCAACCAGACUUGGUACAUAAAGCAGACAAGUUGUCAUUGAUUCAUGUUGACCAUGGUGACAAUGAACUGUGGAGUAGACGGGGUGCCAGCAACCAAAUCUCAGAUGCACGCAACUCUAUACCUGCUGCUGCUGACUCUACUUUAAAUUUAAUCUCCUCCAGUGGUUAUGGCAAGCAAGUGUUGAAUCCACCGUCAACUCCCUACCAUCAACAUGAUUUAGCAUCGAGAAAUUUUGUUUCAAAUUAUAUAACCAGUGGAAGUCUUCCUGACAUAAAUGAUGGCCUUUUCAUAAGUGUUUUUAAAAAUCAACCUGUCCAGUCAGGCUACAAACGGCCACAGCCAAUACAAUUUCCUCUUGUCUCAUCUGGUGAAGAGUACUCCUUCAGUCACCAUAAGGCUGCAUAUCCUGAUGAGCAUCUACGAAGCCCAUCUCAAGAUUUCAGCUACUUUUCAAAGACGCCAAAAAAAACAUCUCGCAAAAAAGUUUCAUCAGUGGAGAAUCAAAUGUUUUCUGGUGGCUUCAAACACCAUAAAGGCCUCCACAGAGAACAUCAAGCUUAUGUCCCUUCCCAACAAAAUCCACCAUCUUUGGAUUCAUUUUCACCAAGAAGUCAGUUCUUUGCAAAUCAUGUGUCCAAAGAGAAAAAAAAAACAGUCCCAAGUGCUCGAUGUAAACCUCAAAAACAGGACAGGUUUACAGUGACACUACCAAGCUCCUCCUGUGGCUCAAGUAGACACUGCAACUACAUUAAAUACAACAAGGUUGACACUGGUCCCUCCACCUUGACUGCUCUGACAGGAGAUGAAAAGAAAUCUCAACUUCACAAUCAAAAUCUAAUUGCUGCUUUUCAGGAGCCAAAUGAUUACACUAUGACCAAAUUCAGGGACAGAAGUUCAGCAUGGAUGGGUAUGGCUUCUCAUGGAGCUAAAAAUCAACUGAGCUCACUAUCUGCUGAUGACAGAUUCCUUCUCCAACAUGGUGGAUAUGAAGAUGCUGUGAGAGCUGGCCUUGUGAAGCCCAUAAAACAACUAACAGACCAUCAGAUUUCUCCAGACAGCAUAAAUAAAAGGUCCAUGAACUUGGCCUCAUGGCCUUCUAUGCUGCUGUCUGAACCCAAAGGCUCUGAUUCUAACUGUAUAUUUUGGAAGAACACAAAAAGCCCUCCUACAAAGAAAUCCCAAAAGUUGACACAGUCAUCUGUAAAUGCAUAUGUUCAGUCUAAAAACCGCUCUGCUAGAGGUACAGCAUAUAUGUUGAAGACCUGUUACACACCAUAUCAGCGGGCUCAAGUCAAGAAUGCCAAACACACGUGGAAACUUGCUGUAAGGCAACACAUGUAAAACACCAUAUCCCACAAUGCAAAAGGAUUGGACCUAAGAAACCAGUGACUUUAAAUGGAUCUGUUUCCAGCUGCAAAUCAGGUCUCUGUUGUUCUACGCUCCACAAGGAUUAGUAAAAACUGGAAAUAUUUUUACUUGUCUUAUCACAUGGGAAAAUAUAAUUAACAAUUUAAUUGUUUCUGUCAAUAAAAAUGGAUUCUAAUAAA